Molecule: messenger RNA, 2026 nt
Organism: Wyeomyia smithii (pitcher-plant mosquito)
Lineage: Eukaryota; Metazoa; Arthropoda; Insecta; Diptera; Culicidae
Product: zinc finger protein 883-like
Exons: 2
Coding region: 451-1671 (406 amino acids)
Biological process (GO): regulation of transcription by RNA polymerase II
Cellular component (GO): nucleus
Molecular function (GO): DNA-binding transcription factor activity, RNA polymerase II-specific; RNA polymerase II transcription regulatory region sequence-specific DNA binding
Source: RefSeq, a predicted model, not a curated record
ACAAGAAAUGCCGGAAUUCGUUUUAUUUGCGGCAAAUUGUGCGUUAAAAUAAAUAACACAAGUUAACUAUUUUUUCAAGUUAAAAUCGUCUACCUCAAGCCAAGCACCCGAAACCUGAGCCGGUAACAAACAUGUCCGGUAUGCCCGAGAAGAUCUGUCGUAUCUGUGUGGAGACGGCUAAACCAUCCCGCCUGGCCAGUUUGUUUGAGCAGACUGUCGAAAACCAACCGCUGUACGAAGUGCUGUCGAUGGUGGGAAACGUGUCAAUUGCGGUCGUCGAUGGUCUCCCGAGGUUCUGCUGCAAACGGUGUUUGCGGAACGUUGAGAUUGCCUAUAAGCUACGAGUGUUGUGCCAAGAAAAUGAUCGUAAACUUCGAGAGGUAUUGAGUGAGAAACUUCAACCUGUUGAGGGUGUAAAAGUAGAUUGUGCGGUAAAAUCGAGUACGCAACAUGAAGAAGAAGCGCAGCUGCCGAGGUCUAGAACUGAACACCCCUUCAGAAGAAUCCAACAACUGCCCACAAAACCUUAAAAUGGAAACCGAAGAACUUGAACAAAAAAGGGAACGCACAAAACAGAAAGGUAAAUUUCCGGAUGUUUUUGAUGAAAUCCCUGCUAGUAAACUUUGCUGCUGUGGUUGUCGGGCCAGAUUUAGCACAGCCGAAGAACUGAAGCUCCAUGCUGCAAGCAAACACGCGGUUAACAUCAUACCCGAACAGGAGCUCGGUGGUCGUUUGCAGUGUGGCGUUUGCUACAAGGUUUUGAACGAUAAAAAAACCUACAACAACCAUCAGCAAAUCGGUAAGGUAAACUUCCGCUGCCGAGUUUGUGGUGAUAUUUUCACGGCCCGAAUUCGUGUUUGCUUGCACUACGAACGACUGCACGGUCCGAACGCCUCUGUGUCGGAUCAGUUUCGAACGUGCUGCGGUUGUGGGAAAAAGUUUGACUCUAACGAUGAUUUAAAGAACCACUCGGAUGCGGUGCAUCUGCCGGAAAAACCGGCUCCGAAUGAAAAGCGACCGUUUGUGUGUGACGUCUGCUAUCACAAUUUUCCCAACGAUUACCGGCUGUACGCGCAUCAGUCCCGACGGAUCAAGUACGCAAAGGUUCAUCAGUGUACGCAGUGUGGCAAGACGUUCAUCGGUGCGGGUCUUCUACGGGAUCACGAAAUCUAUCACAGCGGAGAGAAGGCUUUCCAGUGUAAGCUUUGCCCGAUGGCGUUCAGCAAUAAGGACACCUUUCGGAGGCACGUUCAACGGCACAGAAUGCCAGAGGAUAAGUUUCAGUGCGAAGUUUGCGACCGACGCUUUAAGACGAGCAAAAAUCUCAAGGAACACCUGAUUCUACACACUGGCGAGCGGCCACUCGCCUGUCCGCAUUGUCCGGCACGCUUCGUGCGUGACAGUUGCCUGAAGUUUCACAUUCGAACCCACACCGGGCAGAAAAACUAUCCCUGUCCACAGUGCGGUAAACAGUUUCCCUGCAGUUCCGAUCUCAAUCGGCACGUGCGACUGUUCCACGAAAGGCAAAGGCCCUAUCCGUGCUUUUACUGCCCCAAGACGUACCCGAGAAAGGAUUACCGCAAGAAACAUGUCGAGAGUGUACAUGCGACCGAACUGGCGCAGAAUCCGGUUCCGCCGUUGGAACUGGCCGGUAUUAAACGAUGGGCGUGAUGAGACAGGUAAAUAAUAGUUCAUUAAGCAGACAGUUUGUGAAGUAGAGAAAGAACGAAAAUAAGCGAACUGAAAUAUGAUACAGAUUUGGAAAAAUAUACCGCAUCCCGACGGGAAAAAGCCGUUGUUAAAAGUAGAAAUUCAGUUCGAGGUAAAUUUUAGUCUUUUUUUUUUCAAAUAUGCAUAAAAUGCUGUAGGUACUUCAAUUGUUUUAUUAUGUGUAUUAAAAGUCAAUUUCAAAAGGAGAAAGUAAAGUUUUAUGAAACGAGUUGGGAUCUAAUAUUCUUCGAAAUCUCGAGUGAUUCAUCACACGAAAACAGACUUAAUUUUUUUUAAAUGUACAGAUUUUUGAAAU